Molecule: messenger RNA, 546 nt
Organism: Puccinia triticina
Lineage: Eukaryota; Fungi; Basidiomycota; Pucciniomycetes; Pucciniales; Pucciniaceae
Exons: 4
Coding region: 1-546 (181 amino acids)
Cellular component (GO): mitochondrion
Source: RefSeq, a predicted model, not a curated record
AUGUCUAAAUCAAUCUCUCGUGUCUCGGCUCUCAUCAAGCAUCAACGAGCAGCUGCUAGAAGGACCUCCCACAUAACCGCACCAUGCCAUCGCAGCGGCUCCACUCAUGCCGGUAAUCACGCACAUUAUGGACCGGAGUACGAAACGCAUGAAGGAUUUGGUAAUUCACUGUUCCUCGCUACUGGAGCGGGAAUCGUCACACUAGCCUUGUAUCACGCUUAUGUCCCCUCGUCACCGGAAAAUGAGCAGUCGCUUCUUACUCGACAUCUGGCGCAGUAUUUCUCCCGCGACCCCGAUGAGCUGAAAAAAAUUGAAGCUCAUAACAUGGCUGUUGUGUUCGACGCUGCCGACAAAGCAUUCUUCAAAGCAUCACUAGAGCGCCCUUCAAUGAGACGCAUGGCCAAUGCAGGUAACUUUGGUAUCGCGUCCCCCUAUGGUGUCGUUCCCGGGACUUCAACUGACUUAUCAGACCUUAGAAUCAAGUCCUAUCGGGAUGACUUCCAAAAAUCAGACGAAGUCUUAAAUUCUAACCACAAGCCUAGUUAA